AACGGCCACUUAUCUAUCAAGGAGCGGGUGGACAGAGAGGACAUAUGCGCAGCUGUUGCUAAGUGCGCUCUAAAUUUUGAGAUUCUUGUAAAAAAUCCAAUAAAGCUUUACAGAGGGGAGGUAGAAAUACUGGAUAUUAAUGAUAAUUCGCCGAGCUUCCCGGUAAGGAACAGCGUCUUAGAAAUCAGCGAGUAUACUGCACCAGGCACGCGUUUCCCGUUGGAGAAAGCUCAAGAUCCCGACAUAGGAGUGAACUCUUUACAGAAUUACAAGUGUAGCGAGAGCAGCUAUUUCUCCUUGGACGUGAAAAACGGAGAUGACGGUGUGACAUAUCCGGAAUUAAUACUGGUGAAUUCUUUGGAUCGAGAACAGCAGGCUGCUCAUAAUUUGAUCCUGACAGCCACAGACGGGGGGAGUCCUGUGAAAUCGGGAUCGACAACAAUCCAAAUCAUUGUGUUAGACGGAAAUGACAACGCUCCGCAAUUUACUCAGCCCGUUUAUAAGGUGACUGUGAGAGAAGACGUAGCAGUGGGAAGUCGGGUGUUGCAGGUGACAGCGACUGACAGAGACGAGGGGCCAAACGCCAAGGUGAAGUACUCGUUCAUUAAAAUACCGGAGAAGGUCGACAAGACUUUUAAGCUGGAUCCGGAAAGUGGAGAAAUUGAGAUAACAGAGAAGCUGAAUUUCGAGGAACAGGAGUUUUACGAAUUGGAUGUGCAAGCCCGGGACACGGGCGGACUCUCGUCUCACAGCAAGGUUCUCAUCAAGGUCUCUGAUGUGAACAACCACGUCCCCGAGAUUGUCAUUAUGUCUGUAUUCAGUCCGGUCCCAGAAGAUACACCGCUGGGGACAGUCAUAGCAAUUUUCAACGUCCACGAUAGGGACUCCGGGGCGAACGGCGAGGUGCGGUGCAGCAUCGCCGAGCGCCUCCCGUUCCGGCUGGAGAAGUCCUUCGAGGACUACUACCGCGUGGUGACGGCGAGGGAGCUGGACCGGGAGGAGGUGGCGGAGUACAACGUGACGGUGCGGGCGGCGGACGGCGGGUCGCCGGCGCUGUGGAGCAGCGCGGUGCUGGCGCUGCGGGUGCUGGACGUGAACGACAAC
Molecule: messenger RNA, 1104 nt
Organism: Pelecanus crispus (Dalmatian pelican)
Lineage: Eukaryota; Metazoa; Chordata; Aves; Pelecaniformes; Pelecanidae
Source: RefSeq, a predicted model, not a curated record